AUGAAUCGACCAUCUGGAACUAAAAGAGUAUUACAGAUCAUCGUAUUGAUCUGUUGUGACGUUUCUCUGAAACCAACGAUGUGGGUGGUGUUGAGUUGGUUUUGGAUCGAGGACCUAGAUCGUUCUGUUGGUGUUAUGGAUUUCUUAGGAACAACAGAUAGAAUAAAGGCCAAGCUACUGAGCGGAAGAUAUGUAAACCAGUUAUUGGAGGGAGUUGUGUUAGGAGUUGAAGGGUUAGAGAAUUUAACAAACGAUCCAACAUCUCAGCGAAUUGAUUAUUUAAUCGAAUCAUUUGUAAUUGAUGUUGAUUAUGAGUUUGAUCUUGGAGUUCGGAUAGGAAAUCAGGGAAUAAUUGGAGGAACUUUUCGCGAUAAGUUCCAUCUUGUUGACUCUUGUAAUCAUUCUCAUUUCUCACAGGAACGAUCAACAGCAAACGUUGAUAAAAGUACAAUUCUCUGUCUUCUAUAUUGA
Molecule: messenger RNA, 471 nt
Organism: Funneliformis geosporum
Lineage: Eukaryota; Fungi; Glomeromycota; Glomeromycetes; Glomerales; Glomeraceae
Source: the annotation of a GenBank genome assembly